Molecule: messenger RNA, 897 nt
Organism: Aspergillus luchuensis
Lineage: Eukaryota; Fungi; Ascomycota; Eurotiomycetes; Eurotiales; Aspergillaceae
Exons: 2
Coding region: 1-897 (298 amino acids)
Molecular function (GO): iron ion binding; oxidoreductase activity, acting on paired donors, with incorporation or reduction of molecular oxygen; heme binding
Source: RefSeq, a predicted model, not a curated record
AUGUCCAUCGAAGGCCUCGAGAACGGCCAUCAUGACUUCGACCCAAACCCUUCGAAUUCGGCUAGACCUUUUACUGGGGUUGCAGCCAGCGAAAGUGGCAGACUUGCCUUCCAUUUUCUGACAUUAUCAAUCGGAAUAGUGGCGGGGGACAGUGAACGUUUAUGUCCGAUGACCGCUACAGAUGCCUACAUGAGGCAUCCCACCAAGAUCUCUUCCACCGCGAGCCUGUAUGACAGUUUAUAUGAUGCUUCCAAAGCCGCCUACCCCAAGAUGACGCGUAACAAAAUGGCUUCUUACAUCGCUGUUGAGUGCGAUAAUCAUCUUUCGGUGAGUCAUCUAAGCCUGGGAACGUUACUGGCAUAUACCAUAUACGAGCCAUCACGACAUCCAGACUGCCAGCGGGCGCUCCAGCAAGAGCUCCAGACUCUGGCCGAACCUAGCGAUCAGAGCCUGGCUCAUCGCCUUGCGGAUUUACCCGUGCUUGAUGCUGUCGUUACCGAGACCAUGCGGACCCGGGCACCCUGUCCUGGCCCGUUUCCUCGUGUCAUUGCCGAACUCUGGCUGCCGGCUUGCCGGGAAAUUCGAUGUCCCCGGCGGCACCAUCGUCAGCUCCUCUGCCUGGGCCCUUCACUUCAACCCGGUACCCUUUUCAUCCCCGGAGGAAUGACACUGAGGUACAUAGCUCAAGGCAGACGACAACACAGUCAUGGAGAUGCGGAAGUGGGUUUGGACCUUUGGAAGCGGCGCGCGGUCAUAAAAGAGCUGCUUGCAACAGUCUAUACGGCUUACGAGACUUACCUGGAUGAUGGAUUUACAGGAAAUGUGGAACAAGUGGAUGCUUUUUCUGCGGGUCCUAUUGCAGGUGGUUUGCAGCUGAAAUUCCGAGUGCUCACAUAG